This is a messenger RNA of Gloeophyllum trabeum ATCC 11539, 1266 nucleotides long. Its product is annotated as pectin lyase-like protein. Gene Ontology annotation, molecular function: polygalacturonase activity. The transcript is spliced from 8 exons. Lineage: Eukaryota; Fungi; Basidiomycota; Agaricomycetes; Gloeophyllales; Gloeophyllaceae. The coding region runs from base 1 to 1266 and encodes 421 amino acids. The record is from RefSeq and is a predicted model, not a curated record. Gene Ontology annotation, biological process: carbohydrate metabolic process.
AUGUCUCUGCUGGCCACAUGGUGUAUUCUCCUCUUGGCGAGUCGUUCCCGUCUCUGGACAGCAUCAAACGAUUCGCCAUAUAAGAGCUCAGUACCCUGGUCUGGCAGCAUCUGCACAGUUAUCCCGUCCGCGGAUGGCUCUGAUGAUGCCCCCGCUAUCAUCUCUGCUUUUGAACAGUGUGGGCAGGACGGUAGUGUGCUGUUCUUGAACAAAACAUACCAUAUCGAGAGUGUCAUGAAGACGACUGGUUUGAAUAACGUCACAGUUGAUCUCCAAGGGACAUUGCUGUGGAGUACUGACACAAGCUACUGGAGGAGUAAUAGUUUACAAUUAGGGUAUCAGAACCAGACGACUGCCUGGAUAUUCGGGGGUAACGAUAUAACCUUUAUGGGGCAUGGCUAUGGGACCUUCGAUGGGCAAGGGCAAAUCUGGUAUGACUUGGGACAGAAUAUCAGCAAUUUGGCGGGGCGCCCAAUUUCGUUAACCAUCGCAAACACCACGAAUUCCGUCUUCUCUGGGAUCAGAUUUGUCCAAAGUCAAUUUUGGUCGACGGCCAUUACGCAUAGUGAGAACCUAAUCUUGGAGGAUAUCUACGUGAACAGUACUAGCAACAGUACCUGGUCCACGAUUAACACAGACGGAUCGGAUACAUUCUACUCAAACAACAUCACGUUCUUGCGGUGGUCGAUCACUAAUGGAGACGAUUCAAUUGCCCCAAAGGCAAACUCGUCCAACAUCCUCAUCCAGGAUUCAAUCUUCUACGGCGGUAACGGCGUUGCAAUAGGAUCAAUUGGGCAAUACCUCAACGCCUUCGAGUUCAUCGAGAACCUCACGGCCGAGCGGAUCAUCUGCUACGAGUGCCAGUUCGUCGGGUACAUCAAGACGUGGACGGGUAUCCAGCAAGGGUAUCCUCCCAAUGGCGGAGGUGGCGGAAUAGGAUACGCGAAGAACAUCGCCUUCCGUGACUUCGUCGCCAUCAAUACGCGCCAGGCGAUCGCGCAGAUCACCCAAUGCACCUCGUACAUCGGCCUCACCGGUGGGUGCGACACCUCUAAAUUCCAGAUCUCCAACAUCACCUGGGGCCCGGGCGUCGGCAACACGGUCACAUCCUACCUGGCGCAGCUGCAGUGUAGCGCUGCCGCGCCCUGCCCCGAUAUCAAUUUGGUCGGCAACUUUGGGUUGAUAGGCACGAAUGGUACGGAGAGGCAGAUUACUUGCAGUAACGUCGUAGAUCCCGCGUUCCCUUGCACGGGAUCUGCGGAGUGA